AUGAAGCUACAGCACAUGAUUCAGUCGUAUGCAGACAUGUCAGUGGGGCUUAUAAAGCACAGGUGGGCUGUCUUCCUUUUCUUCCUGGUCCUCUUUGUGUGGAGGGUUAUAUACACUGAAGGGUACCGACUCGUGGCAUACUGCCUGUUUCUGUACUUUUUGCACUGCUUUAUAGGCUUCUGCACGCCCAUAGACAGCGAAAUUCCAGAUCCCUUUGACAUUGAGGAGGAAGAGUCUGCUGCUGCCAUGCCCAUUAGAAAGAGCGGGGACGAGUCCAAGCCCUUUAUCAGGAGACUGCCUGAGUUUGAGCUCUGGGCGCAGUCUGUGAAGGCGUGCAUAAUGGGGUUCUUCAUGACGUUUAUGCCUGUUUUCAACAUCCCUGUUUUCACGCCGAUUCUUGUUGUGUACUUCGGAGGCCUGGUCUACCUCACGCUUAUAAAGAUACGGAAACACAUGGAAAAGUACAAGUACAACCCCUUCUUUAAUGCAAAGAAGAUAUACAAGGGAAUUGUGGAGCUAAAAUAA
Nematocida major is the source of this 525-nucleotide messenger RNA. RefSeq lists its product as uncharacterized. Gene Ontology annotation, biological process: protein retention in ER lumen; retrograde vesicle-mediated transport, Golgi to endoplasmic reticulum. The transcript has a single exon. Lineage: Eukaryota; Fungi; Microsporidia. The record is from RefSeq and is a predicted model, not a curated record. Bases 1 to 525 code for a protein of 174 amino acids. Gene Ontology annotation, cellular component: Golgi membrane.